Messenger RNA from Plasmodium gonderi, 1171 nucleotides. RefSeq names its product lysophospholipase. Lineage: Eukaryota; Apicomplexa; Aconoidasida; Haemosporida; Plasmodiidae. The record is from RefSeq and is a predicted model, not a curated record. Gene Ontology annotation, molecular function: lipase activity. Gene Ontology annotation, cellular component: membrane. The annotation marks the transcript as partial. The transcript has a single exon.
UUUUUUUUUUUUUGUGUGUGUUAUUAUAAUGGUUGAAAAUGAAUUAUCUAAUCUUCAUAUGCAAUUAGUGCCCAGAAGGGAACGGUUAGAUGGACGACCAUCAGUUAGUUCAUUUUUUAAUAAGGAUGGAUUGCUAUUAAAGACAUAUGGAUGGUUAGUAAAAAAUGCAAUAGGCCUUAUAGUAUUAGUUCAUGGAUUAAAUUCACACGCAAGGUUUUCAUUUUUGAGACAUAACGUACAUGUGUUGAAUAACGAUAGAGCUAUAUUAAUGGAUGGAAAUAAUUAUUAUAUUUAUAAAGAUAGUUGGAUAGAACAUUUUAAUAAAAAUGGGUAUUCAGUAUACGGAAUAGAUUUGCAAGGUCAUGGAGAAUCAGAAGGGUGGCAAAAUUUAAGUCUUAAUGUAAAAGAGUUUGAUGAUUUAGUAUAUGACGUGUUAGCAUAUAUUAAUAGAAUUCAAGAUGAAAAUAUGUUAUAUUUAAAUGAUAAUAAAGGUAAUAAUAAUUCUAAUAAUAACCGUAGUGAUGGUGUGCCAUCUCGUAAUUACAAUAUAACUAAUAGAAAAUCACCGCUUCCAGUAUAUAUGAUAGGUCAAUCCAUGGGAGGUAAUAUUGUUUUAAGAGUAUUGGAAUUAAUAGGAAAAUUUAACGGUCUUAAUAAAAAACUAAAUAUAAAAGGCUGUGUAUCAUUGUCUGGCAUGAUUGCAAUAGAAGCAUUAGGUUUACCAAGUUCAGAUUUAUAUAACGCUUUUUUUAUGCCCUUGUCAAAACUACUUUCUGAUAUUGUACCAAAAUUAAGAUUUUUAUUGGAACUUCCAUAUAAAAAGUAUAAUUAUAUACGUGAUAUUGGUAGAUAUGAUAGAAUGCGUUAUAGACGAGGUAUAACAUGCAGAUUUACAUAUGAACUUUUAAGAGCAAUGGUUAAUUUAGAAGCUGAUAUGAAUCACAUGCCAAAAGAUAUUCCUAUAUUGUUUAUUCAUUCAUUAAAGGACAAAUUGUGUUAUUAUGGUGGUGUUGUUUCAUUCUAUAAUAGACUAAAUAUUAAUAAUAAAGAAUUACAUGUAUUAAAUUAUAUGGAGCAUAUGUUAACUAUGGAACCAGGAAAUGAAAGAGUUUUAAAUAAAAUUAUGAAUUGGCUUUACAACAUAUCUAGAAUGCGAAGAACCCAUACUUAA